AUCGAAGCAAAUCAAAAUUGAAUUAAUAAAGGGUAUAACGAGAAUACGGCAAAUGGAGGAGCUACGUGGCACUGGUGCGUCUGCUAUUUGUAGCGGCUGCAAUUGCAAAUGGAGAGCGGUGGUGCUGGCGGCGGCGGAGGUGGUGGUGGUCUCCUUCUGUUAACAAAACCUGGCUUCAUCCAAUUUCAUCAAAAACCUCUUUUUCCAUUCAAAACAUCCAAUUUUUACUCCUAUUAUAUUUUUCGGAAAUCAAACAUUGCUAUUAUCACACCCGCCACCACCUCCGCCAGCUAUAGGCGCUGGGACUCCAAUGCUGAAUCCGUUGGGUCUAAGAAAUUCAAAUUCAAGUUUCGAGACAAGAACAAAAAAUAUAGGGAAAACGGUGACAUGGAAGAACGAAAUGAAGAAGUAGAAGAUUACAGAAGGAAGGGCAAGAAGCGAAGGUGGUGGUUGGAUAAGCCAACGGGUAUGGUGGAAGAAGAAGAAGAAGAAGAUGCUGGAAUUUUGGAGGAAUUUGUUGAUAGUCUUUGGAUUUUUAAGUUAUUCAAAUCGUAUGGUUGGGCACUUCCACCCAUCAUCUUAUCUUGGCUGAUAGCUACUGGCCCCAAAGCUUUCCUUAUGGCAUUAGCCCUUCCUCUAGGGCAGUCAGCCCUAACUUUUGUGUUUGGAAAGUUGUGGGGGAGCACACAAAGUAAGCCAAACUCCAAGGCCAGAAAGAAGAGGAAACCAUUUGGCAGCUCUUCCAGCAAUGUUGAAAUGGAUGAUGAAGAGCUAGAAGAAAGGCAGAAGACCAAGAAGGGAAAUAAGGAGUUUCAAUCUUGGGUAGUUAAUGGUUCAGUUAAUAGGGACAGCCAAGGCACACCCAAUCUUGGUGGAUGGGAUGAGCUAGAUGAAAUGGAGUCCAUGCAGCAACCAUCUCAAAGAGCAUGUCAGACUCAAAAAAAAUCUUCAGCAAAUGGCAAACUGGGUAGGAGAAGGAGAAAAAGCAAUGCACCCCUACUCUUGAGAUUGUUAGUUGCUGUGUUCCCAUUUUUAGGUUCCUGGAUAAAGAUGCUUUAGUGAUUUCUGGUUUUCCCACACUGCAAGUUGUGGUGCAUUAAUUUGACAGGUGUGGCUGGUAAUACUGAGCACAUUCCUUGCCAUUGGAUUUCAAGGGCUUAUAGAAUUAUUAAGUACACCCUAAUCAUCGUAUUGGUGGCUUCAUAUUGCUAUGUAGGGGUGAUUUUUCCAUUAUUUCCAUAAAUACCACGUAAUUGAGAUUUGCA
Messenger RNA from Hevea brasiliensis (rubber tree), 1265 nucleotides. RefSeq lists its product as uncharacterized. Bases 109 to 1059 code for a protein of 316 amino acids. The record is from RefSeq and is a predicted model, not a curated record. NCBI's taxonomy places the organism in Eukaryota, Viridiplantae, Streptophyta, Magnoliopsida, Malpighiales, Euphorbiaceae. The transcript has 2 exons.